Molecule: messenger RNA, 1926 nt
Organism: Phycomyces blakesleeanus NRRL 1555(-)
Lineage: Eukaryota; Fungi; Mucoromycota; Mucoromycetes; Mucorales; Phycomycetaceae
Exons: 1
Coding region: 1-1926 (641 amino acids)
Source: RefSeq, a predicted model, not a curated record
AUGAUUUCCUAUCCCAUCCAACUUGCCUUGCAGACUUUAUGUCUUGCCUCAGCCUACUUUUGCGCACUGCUUUUUGCAGCUAUAUCCUCUAUCUCAGUCCCCUCUGUGUUUAACAUGGGCUUAUUCUCAAACAGGAUGAAAGUAAUCCACGAAGGUAAGACAGCUAUUGAGCACUGUAACAUCAACACAGAUACUAACAUUGACCAUAUGUCAGACGAUGAAGGUUGCUUGCAGUCUUUCCGUACUUCGUCGGAGAUAUUUUCUUCUGGUUCCUGCCGUGGUGGCUCCCUUGGAGACGCCUUGAGGCCUAUAUCUUGUUUUGGUGUCUCUUCGGAGAUUAAUGGUGCCGGUGAUGUCGAAGGUCUUUCUAGUUCUACUUCCGUGAAUCAACAGAACAGCAUCUGCCAUCGGAUGAACUCAACAGUUUGUGAAGAUGACAAGCGUUCCCACAUGGAACAAGUGGCGUACAUUCCAGUGCGUCAUGAGAACCAGGGACUCAAACGCUUGGUCCGAACCAGACUCCCAUAUUAUGGGGAGGAACUGGAGGAGCAGAUGUUUGAGGUGCUAGUUCCAAAGGCGAGCCCUUCUAAGCUCAUUGGAUCUACUCCAGAGCCGUUGAAAGACGGUAUCCAGGACGAACCACAUAGCAUUUGCUAUGAUAAAGUCCAUACCAGUGUUUCUGUAACUGUGUGUUCCCUUGCUUUGCCUUGUUCCCCUGAGCAAGGAUCAUUUACUGAACAGAAACCAAGCUUUUCUUUGGUUGGUGAGCUUCCUUCCUCUGGCCAGGAGAUGAUCCUCAUAGAAAUUUCCAAUCUGGUAUCUCUCUUUGGCUCUAUGUCAAUCGAGGAUACUAGUGAAGACCUUCGGGCUGGCCAGAAUCUCUCCGUGUACACUGCCCAACAAGUGGGUGCGGCUGGAGUAGAGAUGGCUUCGGCUAUGGAGGACUGCUGGUACGGAGAAAACACUGUCUGGUCGGAGGAGGUUCCUCAGUGUCCUGCGUUGGUCGGAGGUCUUUUUGCCUUCGGGCAACAAGAAAGCAUGGACUUUGUGUCCACCUUUGACGCUCCUUUGGAGCAGAUGCUGACGGAUGCAGAUGAGGAAGAUACCAACUGUGCAAUGAGUAUAAUCUCUGAGCCAGAAUCUUCCGAAAUGCUUGAUGUCGAGUAUGCCGGUGUCGUUGUUGCAGGCGUCUCCACAGCCUGCUGGUACAACAUAAAUGACGAACUAGCGAUGGUUCCAGAAGACUUGUAUGGCGACAGUCUGAUGGACCUCGCCGUCGAGGUAGUUCCAGGGAUCAAGGGCAACCUUGAUCACUACCAAGAUGAUUGCCUCAUGUACUGGGAUGAGAGCUUAGUCUCAAAAGCCUCUCCCAUCAUGGCGGCUACCAUGUUCUCUGUUUCUGGUGCUACCACCAUGUUUCCCGCUUCUGGUGCUGCCACCAGACUUUCUGUCUCUGGUGCGGCUACCAUGUUUCCGGUUUCUGGUGCUACAACCAUGUUUCCUGCUUCUGGUGUGGCUUGCCCAUUCCCACUUGAACAGGUAAACAUUACCAACAAAGGCGCGACUUGUGUCCCACAGCAAGUUGCAGAAGAUCUCGUGGGGAAUCCAGAGGAGGGUCCAAGACUACCAUCUUCCCCUCUUCUCCCCGGAUCUGAUUCUGGUGCUGGCCUUCCCGGCCAAUCUGGCAUGUUGUUGCCAGAGAAUAAGACACCAGAGCCUACCACAAUUCCUGGUGUUGUGGCGUGGCUGACUACCGCUCCCGAGAGUCCAGAAGAAGUCCUAGAAGGUGAAGAAGAUGAUGAUGAUGACGAAGAGGACUCGGAUAAGGGACACGAAGAUGACGACGAGGGCGUCACCCUGCAAGACUCAGUGUUGGCAGAUCUCCUUGCUGAGUUAGAAGAGAGUGACUUUGACGAUGAAGCAUGA